Messenger RNA from Prorocentrum cordatum, 4995 nucleotides. The record is from the annotation of a GenBank genome assembly. NCBI's taxonomy places the organism in Eukaryota, Dinophyceae, Prorocentrales, Prorocentraceae.
AUGGCUGAUGCAGUCCCUGCUGCGCCUGCCAGUACCCAGGAGCGCCAGAUGCUUGCUGAGCUUGAGGAGAUGCCCACCUUCCCUGACGGCGAGCGCUCGGGCAAGGGCCAGGGGACGGGCCGCUUCACCCAGCGCAAGCGCCAAGCCCUCGCGUCGUCCAAGGAAUUUGCCUCAAUGCGCGACACCAUCACCACCGAGGUGUCAGAGUCCGUCGCCAAGACCAUCACCUCCAACCACAACACGCUGCUCAAGAUGUUGUCCUCCAUGCAGGGCGAGGUGGCAAAGCAGUCCAGUGCCAUCGAGGGCCAGGUUCAAUCGGCGAUUGCCCCCAGGCUCGACUCGCUCAACAGGCGCCUCCAAGCCCAGCUCGACGAGCAGAAGCGCAGCAUCGCCGCGCUUGAGGGACGAGCUGACGAUCACGACAAAUCCAUUCAUGAUCUUCAAGAACAGCUGGCGGAGCUACGUCGCCAGAUGGCCAUCGCUGAGCAGACUCCCAGGAAGCAGCUUGCUGCUCCCACCUCCUUCGACCGCGAGGAGGACACCACGAUCGUCGUUGCCGUCUCGCAGCGACCAACUACCCUGGCAUCAGUGGUCUCCUCGCUGCGCCCGUGGCUCGGCGAGAUUGGCUUUGAUGAUGAACAGUACGAGAUCAAGCAGAAAGGCGAGUCUCCGGCCAGGAGGUUCGAGAUCUGCUUCUCGGGCUCGGCCACCAUCGCGUCGCGCCGUGCCAGCAAGACCACCUGGCUCCUCAAGGGACCCGAUGGCUGGAAGGAGUUCUGGGUCGACCCCCCUGGCGCCGAGCGCUGCCGUUUGCACCUGGGCCCCGACAAGUCGCCCAAGCGUAUCAAGACCGAGGUCACCCUACGCAAGGCCAGGGCGAUCGUCGAGCUACAGUACCCUGGCAAGCGAUUUUACUCCGACCGCGAGCAUGGCGUCCUCUCCAUCGGUUGGGACAAGAUCAUGCACGUCAAUGUCUUCCACGGCGACACCCCGCCCAAGAUUUACUGGGACUCCGCGCAGCUCGCCAAGCACGCCAUGGCUAUCGACACACUUCGCAAUGCGGUCAAGGAGCUCACGCACCCGUCCGACCCCAGCCAGUGGCCGGCGUCUACGUUUCGGAUUGCCACUUGGAAUUCUCGGGCACUUCUUCAGGCUGGCGGGGACAAGGCCAUUCUGAAGAGAAAGUAUGUUCUCAGUCUUCGUCCCCUCUCCACGGUCAUCGCGCUGCAGGAGGUGCACCAGGACCACUUCCAGCUCGUCUCGUUCUUCAGAUCGAUCGCGUCAGGCCCCACGAUCCACUCCAGCUUCAUUUCCGACGCAGAUGACGGGCAUCGGCGGGGUGGAGUUGCUGUGGUGCAUCCGCCGUUGGCUUGUCAGGGGUUCUCCGCACCGUCGACAUCCUCCACUGUCUUGGUACCUGGCCGAGCGAUGCUAGUCCGUGUUCGGGAUGACUGCCGCACGCUCGACAUCUUCAACGUUCACAAUCAUGGUCUGUCCGCCCAGCAAGUUCUCGGAGUGGCUGCCGCGAUACGAGCAUCGCAACGUUCGGCUGCUCUCGACCCCGACAUGUACACCACCUUUGUCCUCGGGGACUUCAAUUUUGCCACGCACGAGGCUCUUGCGCUCGCUGCCCCUGCGGCGGCCGCGCGCAAGCUGUCGAAGUGCCACCACGUGCAGGCGACCAAGUGGCGCCAGGCUCUCGCCCUCCUGACGGAGAUUGCGUGCGAGGACCCCACGCACUACGAGAAGUUCAACAACUCGUGCGCGACGAUCGACCGCGUCUUCUGCUCGAUCACGGGCUGGCAGCUCUGCCAGUUGCAUGUCCAGAUUGGCGCGCUUGGCACGCCGGCGGCUGUCUUCGACAAAAAGAUCUCUGACCAUGCCGCUGUUGUUCUCUCGCUUGCCUGCCGCCCGCCUCGACCUGUGGAGUCUCGCCCCAUUCCCAAACACCUGUUCUCGGAGCCUGGUUUCAAGAGGCGCCUGGAGGGGCUGUGCUCCUGCAUCCCGUGGGACUCCAUGUCGCCCCCGUUCAAGGUUGAAAAGUACAAGGAGCUUUUGAAGAUUUCGGCCGCGGAGACCAGGGACACCCUCUUUCGGGACAGGCCGCAUCACCCGCACACCUGCCUGCUGCUCGCUCGUGCUCUGGCCCGUGCUGUAUGGAGGCAAGACCUGCGUGUGGCUUCCAGGCUCCAGGACUCCCACCCCCUGGCCAUUGACAUGAUUUCGAUUACCGACGGGAAGGUCGAACUCCGCCACCCGCCGUCCUUCCAGGCAUGGGUCGACCAGGUCCAGACUGAGGCUGCCGAGUCCGCGAAGGCAGAACUUGAAGAUCGCAGACGGCGUGAAGGUGACCGCGUCCAGAUUCGUGCCCAGGUUCGUGCGCUUGAACGGCGUGCUCGUCUCUGGUCCCCUCUCAAUCGCAGGAUCUCGCUCUCAGCGGUUAUCGCGCCAGAUGGCUCUGCGGUCAGCGUACCCUCUGACCGCCUGCGGGUGCUCUCGGAGCACUGGGCCCCCGUUCGAGUCUUGGGCCUCAGGAACUGUGACCUGAAGCUCAUCUCCUCCACCGUCAAUCGGGCGAUCCGCCCUGCCCUGGUAUCCCUCGCCCCGCCGUGCCAGCGUGGAUUCAUACCCGGUAGGAAUUUCGGCAACAACAUCCUCGAGCUCGACGUUUCGAGUCGUCAGAUGUCGGUCGUACCUCACGGGUCUACUGAUAUUCCUGUGCUGUAUUCCUUGGACUUCGGCCAGGCCUUCCCGUCUCUGAAUCAGGACUUCCUCAUUCUCUCCCUUAGGGCCCUCAAGCUGCCCGAAGCCUUCGUGUCCUUCGUCACGUUCCUCUAUGCAUCGGUGGAAGGGGUUGUCUCGCACCUAGGCUCGCUAGUGCACAUCUUCUGGAUCCAGAGCGGCAUCAUCCAGGGUUGUGCCUUAUCGGGCACUCUCUAUGCGUUGAGUACGGCUGUCUUCUUGGUCGACCUGGCUUCUCGGGUGGAGGCCGCUGGCCUUGGCCUGGUUCGGGCCUGUGCUGACGACAUUGGGGGCACGUUAUUGGCCAUACGGCACCUAGUACAUGUGUAUCGGGUUAUGCAGAUGGCCUCGGACAUGGCCAACCUCGCCCUGAAGGUCUCGAAAUGCAAGAUUGUCCCGCUGUCUGACAGGUUCUCGCCCGACCUCUCAGCCACAGUCUCCUUCUGGGUCUCCCAUCUGGUCCCCGAGUGGAGCUCGUUCGAGGUGGCUCCGAAGUUGCUCUACCUGGGCCUCUGGCUGGGGCCUGCUGUCGUUCCGUCCACCUGUUGGAUUGAUCCCGUCGCCAAAUUGCGUCUCAGGGCCCAAGCCAUUGGGCGGGGAACCACUCCUGCCAGCCUUUCCGCUACACUGUACAAUACUCGUGCCGUUACGACCAUAUCUUACGUUGCCCAAUUCUGCUGGCCGCCAUCGUCAGUGCUGCAGCCUGAGUUGGCGACGCUCGCGCAGGUGUUCCGCAUCCCGCUCGGCACUUUCGCCCUCGACUUCUGGACGCAGAUCGCGCAGUGGGGCGGCCCGCGCUGCACGCGGUGGGGGCACCUGGCCGUCGCCACCAUCACUCGUGCUGCUCUGCACACUUUCCCAGGCUGGGAGAGGCUCCCCCAGCAGUUGCGGAACCACGCGCGCUCCGCCCCGUACGAUGCCACCCUGUCCAUGCUGGCGACUGGCAAGCCGUACCCGUCCUUCUGGUUGGCCCCCGCCUUUGUGGAGAAUCUGGCGCUGGCCGCCGCUGGCACCCCUCCCCCUGGCCCGCUGGCCGUCUUUGGUGCUCGUGCUGCCGACGUUGCGCUGGCUGAACUUCGAGAGAGCGGCCGACCUCGUCCUCGACCUCAGAGAGCUGCUCACGAAGCGCUUCGGGCCUAUGCGAUGCUGAACAAGCCCAUCACCGACCUCUUCGUGCUCCGCCUGAGGAAGUUCGCAGGCAGAUCGGCGGGCCUCCUUUCGAACAUCGAUUGGGGCGAGUGCAAGAGCGUCCUCGCCCGCUGCCCGUGCUCAUGGGCUAUGGCCGUCCUGCGCACUUGGUCUGAUGGUUGGAUGACUUCGGCCCGUAUCAUCUCACCCGACGGCCAGAAGCACUGCGUAUUUGGUUGUCUGGGCAAGCUCGACUCGUUGCGGCACUACGCGAGAUGUCCUGUCAUGCACCGUGCCCUUCGGCAGGCUCUCGCGAGACCGAUUCCGCUCCCGUGGAUGGCCAGAUGGGGCUUAUCUGAACCAUCGCUGGCCACCUUCUCGGCGUUGGCUGCCGCGUACAGCAUGUACAACGAAGCGAGGCUGGCGCCCGUGUGGCCGCUGUCCCCGUCCCUCCUCCGCAGCUGUGCUCUCGCUGGUGCACGUUCGAUGCAGCUCGCGUCGCCGCUGAAGUGCUCGGAGAUCGACCGCGAGCAGCUCGGCCGACGGGACUACCUCAUUCGUCCCCGCGACGGGUUCAGUUACGUGCUGUCCUUCGGCUUCGGCGACCUCCCCCCCGCCUUCCUCCGCGCCCCCGACGAUGGCGCGCUCCCCAUCGACUCUGAGGGCGGCCCCAUCACCAUCUAUGCCUUUGAGAACUCCACUGAUGGCGCCCGCCUGCUCAUCAAUUUCGCCGCCGGCCCCGAUUUCGCCCUGCUCAUGUGUGUCGCCGUCUCCGCCAGUACGGCAUUCGUUGGGGACGAGCUGGCCGGCGAGAUGGCCUCGAACCCAGAGUCGCCCUACAACAGCACGCUCUCGCCGGACAGCUACAGGAGCCGGCACCGGCCCACAUGCACUGGCCGCGGACAGCUGAUGGAGCCCCCCGUCGAGCGCAGCGGCCUCGACGUCGAGGCCGAGAAGGUGGCGCUGGUCCUGGGGCAGAUCUUCCCGUCCACCCGCGAGACUGGGCCGAAGAACAUCGAGGUCAAGGAGAAGGCAUUCCCGAUGACGCCUCAGCCGCCGCAGCCGGGCCUCACGAGGACGAGGGGCACCGUCCUGUGCGUGAACACCCCCAGCGGCAAGUCUGGC